This is a messenger RNA of Puma concolor (puma), 795 nucleotides long. It is a transcript of the gene PDZD9, whose product is annotated as PDZ domain containing 9. Lineage: Eukaryota; Metazoa; Chordata; Mammalia; Carnivora; Felidae. Gene Ontology annotation, molecular function: protein binding. The record is from RefSeq and is a predicted model, not a curated record.
AUGGAGAAGGCCGCCCAUAAAAGCAAAAAAGGCAAAAACGUUGGCUUCAAUGUCAAGUCAUCCAUACACAACUUGAGCAAAACUCAGCAGACCAAACUCACUGUGGGCAAUCUGGGCUUAGGCCUGAUCAUCAUCCAGAAUGGGCCCUACCUCCAGAUCACCCACCUCAUCAGGACGGGGGCUGCAGCCACGGAUGGAAAACUCCAGCCAGGUGAUGUUCUGAUUAGUGUUGGCCAUGCCAAUGUGUUAGGAUAUACUCUUCGAGAAUUUUUAAAACUUUUGCAACACAUCACCAUAGGAACAGUGCUACAAAUCAAGAUUUACCGAGAUUUUAUUGACAUACCCCAAGAAUGGCAAGAAAUACAUGAUUUAAUCCCUGAGACCAAAUUCCCGGUAACACGCACAACAAAGAAAACUGAGCAGGCAAAAGACCCUUUGGCAAGCAGUGAUGACAGUGAAGAUGUAGUUUCAGAUAAAAAACUUAAGUAUUAUAAAUAUUCAAGGUCCAGUGGGCAUCACUCUGCAAGGAGACCAAUGUCUAUUUCCAGAGAAUGGCAUGGCUACAAAAAGAAGAACCGUACUAUUAGUGUAGGAAAAGGCAUUAAUGCUGAUGUGGUGAUUCACAAAGAUCCCAAGAGAGAAGUGAGGCCCCCUUCUCCAUACUGGACAAUGGUGAAGCGAGACAACCAAAGCUCUUCCUCAUCCACAGCCUCCUCUACCUCAGAUGCAUUUUGGCUAGAAGACUUUGCCCAAGUUGAAAAGGGCAGGGGUCAACCUGUAUCAAAAGUUGCUUAG